Malassezia vespertilionis is the source of this 1491-nucleotide messenger RNA. RefSeq lists its product as uncharacterized. The coding region runs from base 1 to 1491 and encodes 496 amino acids. NCBI's taxonomy places the organism in Eukaryota, Fungi, Basidiomycota, Malasseziomycetes, Malasseziales, Malasseziaceae. The record is from RefSeq and is a predicted model, not a curated record. The transcript is spliced from 2 exons.
AUGCGUCCUCUCUUUGGCUUGCGGCUUGGCUUGUGGCCUGGCUUGCGGCCUGGCUUGCGGCUCUGUGCGCUGCCCGGUGUGCAGCCCGGUGCGGUGCGCAUAUUGCGUAGUGUACAGCAUGUAGGACUGCGCCACUAUUCUGUGCGCCCAAGGAUCAGCAAAGGCAGCUAUGCGAUGCGACUCCUGUCCGGUCCCGUCGUUGAGUUCUUCUCGAUCCUCUCGCGGAUUGCGCGCAUAUUGAUCAGCGCAACAAUGGUCGUCUGUAUUAUCACGGUAGGGUCCUGGGAAGGUGCCCACCAGUACGUCGAGUAUUUCCCAAUGCGUGACGAUGGGAAGGCAUUGCCGAUCGACGACCACCGCACGGACCCGUACGGUUGGGACAUCGACGACGUGGUCGCGCACCUCAACACUCCAUAUGGAACCGAUCCACGUAUGGGGAUAUUUGGUAGGCAUAUCAUGCGCAGCGCUUGGAUAGCGGAAAAGUGGGGCAGCGGCGUGGCGCCAUCUCACAUAUUUGGACGCGCAUCGCGCGGCUUGCGCAAUACGCAAAUGCUCGACUUGUCCACUUACCAAGGCCUCUCCCUUACCGAGAGGUUUCUCACCACGGCGCUUGAUGUUGCCGAGUCGCGUGGGAUCUCUGUCCCUGAUUUCCAAAGCAGCCACGACAAAACGCUCGACGCCACGGGCGUCGCAUUAGAGCUCUGGCUUGCCGAUGUGCGUACACAGAUGAGCACUCCGAAAUCGCUUUCUCUUGCAGGCCUGUCUUAUGAGAAAUUGUAUGAGGCGUAUCGCGAUGCACCGCACGGCAACGUGUUCCAAAUAGCCAUGGCGUUCAAGCUGAGCACCGUGGAAAGCAGGCUCGGACGCUUUGCUCAAAGCCGUGAAUGGCUUGAUCGCGGUCUAAACUCGUGCAUUGGGCACACGGGGCAGGGCUUGGUUGAUGCGGCGCUGAGUACGCAAUCGUUUCAUGCCAAGACGGCAUUGGAUGCGCGAUGCAGUGUCGAAGCCUUGCUCCAGCUCUCACGCGUGUGUAUCCAAGAGAGCAAAGGCGAGCAUGGAUUCCAAGAGUCGGGUUUGCGCUCUGCCUUAGCCGCGCAGUUUGCAGCACUACGCAUUGCACAGGAGGAGACGCACUGUGGCGGUGAUGCUGCAGGCGCACACCUCGAGCGGAUAUGGGCGCAGGAGAAGCUGUCUGUGCUCGGCGUGUACAUUGCCGAAACGCUGCAUGUAUUGCACUCUUUGCCCCCAAAGCAGCGCAGUUGGUUUGCACGUUUGUGGCCACGCCACGAUGCACUGCUCAGCGCAUUGCCCGAGCCGCGCACUGCUGCUGUCCCUGACGGGCCUAACAUGCAAUGCAGAGAAUGGCUUGCGUAUUCAAUAGCGCGUGCUUCUGAAGCCCAAGCGGCGUUGCGCACUGGCACCAAGGAGAGUGCCGCGCCUCUCUUUGAGCACGAGCCGUGCUUGGUUCAUGCUGUCCAACCGUUCUUUUGA